AAUGGUGGGCGCGAAUUAGAAUACACCCUGUAGAUGCGUUUACUUUAAAUUGGGGGAGUUUAGAUUUUUAUGCUUUUCCUUCUUUUUCUGUUAUGUUAAAAGCAUUACAGAAGAUAAGAGAUGAUAAAGCAUGUGGUAUUUUAGUCGUUCCAAACUGUCCCUCCCAACCUUGGUAUCCAAUAUUUAUGUCAAUGCUUACAGACAAACAAGAACUUUUUCUCCAACAUCUAAUCUCUUAUUAUCUCCCUGCAGAUCAUUGAGACAUCUUCUGGCAAGGCAUCUUUCCUUGGUUGCAGGAAAAUUAUGCGAUUCAACAUUACGUCAAUACAAUCCUGCUUUAAAAAGUUGGUGGAAUUUUUGUGAAAGAUGGAAACGGAAUCCUUUCCAUGCAGGCAUUGAAGCUAUACAGUACUUAUCUCAACGAUUUGAAAAUGGUGCUUCUUAUGGCACUCUCAACAUGGCAAGAUCAGCAAUAUCACUCAUCAUUCUGGUUAACUCUUCGAACAACCCGAUAUUGACUCGCUUUUUGAAAGGAGUAUUCAAACUAAAACCUACAAGAGCGAAAUAUAAUUCUAUAUGGGACAUUGAAGUAGUACUAAAAUGGACUGAAAAGUUAAAACCGAUAGAUACCUUCGAUUUAAAACAUUUAUCUUACAAAUUAGUUAUUCUACUGGCAUUAGCAACGGCACAUAGAGUUCAGACUUUGGCGUCGAUAAAGAUUAAAGAUAUUUUUUCUUCACAAAAGGGAGUUCAGAUAAGAAUAACAAAGGCAAUUAAAACCUCGAAAGCAGGAGCAGAACAACCAAAUUUCUUUCUACCUUUUUUCAAAGAGACACAUAAAACAUGUGUAGCAAGAGCCAUCAUCCAUUACUUGGCAGCAACCAAAGAUUUGAGAGGAGAUGUCGAAAACUUAUUCAUCACAAUUAUCAUGCAGCAAGCACACAAUCCAUUAGUAGAUGGAUAAAGGAAUGUCUCAGACAAACAGGAGUUAACUUAUGAUACACAGCAUACAGCACGCGACACGCGGCAACUUCGGCAGCUGAUCAGAAAGGAAUAGACAUCAAUAUUAUUUAUAAAACAGCCAGUUGGUCGGAACAGUCUAACGUUUUUGCAAAAUUUAACCAAAGACCAAUCUCUGAUCAGGGUGUGUUUGCGUCAACAAUAUUAGGAAACUAAUAUAAAAAUAAAAAUAAAAUAAAUUUAAAAAAUUAAAUAAAAAAAAUAAAAAAGUAGAAAAUUUUGCUAAAUGCUAAACAUCUACCAAAUGUAAUCACGAAGAACGAGCCCUUGAAAUAUAAUUGUAAAUCAAACGAACUUACAUUCAAGUGAAGUUCGAUUGAAAUUAUAGUAUGAAAGUCUCGUUCGAAGGGAUUACAACCUACCCUUACAAACAUCCUUUCCCUCCCAAAUAUGAAUUUUCUCCUUUUAUUUUUCUACCAACAAGAAAUACAGCUCUGAAAUUUAUGAAGAUGCAAUGACCGUACAGGAGCGUGCAGGCGCGUGUCAUAGAAUAUUUUUACUAUAGACUCUCUAAACUGUGUGACUCAUCCAGGCGGAAGUAGCGGUACUACUAACCCUGUGUUCCGAUAUUCACUGCCAGUACUGAAAAUGUAUAGUAUACGUGACAUAAACUAUAGAUUUGCAGUACUGGCAGUGAAUAUCGGAACACAACCUAAAUGUAAUCCCUUCGAACGAUACUUUCAUAUAAUUUCAAUCGAACUUCACUUAAAGGUAAGUUCGUUUGAUUUACAAUUAUUGCAGUCUACUGUAUUUUCGAUUGAAUCGAUUUCUUCUCGUAUAGAUACAUUAGAAUGAUUUGAAUCACUGGAAUAGUCGAUGUGACUAUAAUCCAUACACUGAGAUUGAAUAAAAGAAUUUUCCGCUUGACACUUUUCAGUGGUUUGCUCUUUACUUGAGAUGGUUGUAUCUAUACUAGCUUCCUUACCAAAAUCGUAAUUUUCAAAAAUUGUUUCGUCCAUACUUUGACGUAAACGUCUGCUUCGUUGCCAUCUCGAUAAUUCAAUAAAUGGUUUCACUCGAGGUUUUAUUUUCGUAAGUAUCUAAAUGCAAAAAUUAAUGAUUGCAUAAAUAGAAAUACUUACUUUUUCUUAUUCU
Messenger RNA from Vollenhovia emeryi, 2115 nucleotides. RefSeq lists its product as uncharacterized. The transcript is spliced from 2 exons. The record is from RefSeq and is a predicted model, not a curated record. NCBI's taxonomy places the organism in Eukaryota, Metazoa, Arthropoda, Insecta, Hymenoptera, Formicidae. Gene Ontology annotation, biological process: DNA integration; DNA recombination. The coding region runs from base 131 to 964 and encodes 277 amino acids. Gene Ontology annotation, molecular function: DNA binding.